UCACGAGAGUCACAAGCUCACCUCGCCUUCUGUUUGGGGUCACAGGUCACUCCCUAUACUUAGCCUUUAAGGCUAUUGAUUUGCUCGUUUUCUUUGAGGUCUUGCCUGUGUUUGGAGAAACGAGCGAAAGUUCAGUAUUCUGAUUAACUAUUUGCUGCUGGAGACUAUUGUCUGGUCAACCUCUGCUCAGAAAAUAGGCUAAUUUUUGUAAGCGGUUAAGGUAUUGUCCGAAACCACUUCUGCAGCCCCCUCCUAUCUCACUGUUGCGGCUCCCCACAGUUCAAAUCCCUAUCAUGACUUCAACCCGAAUAUUGAACUGAAAAUUCCCGUUAAUUAUAGCAGAGCAAGUAACCCACAUAUCUCCUCUCUGGAUUUCAACAUGCCCGAGCCAAUUUCUAUACCAAACAAUUCCUUGGCCCGAAACGCCAUCUCUUCUUCCACCUCCCCACCAAUUUUAAUUGAUGGGCGGGAGGAAGAUGUGGUUCUGGCUCGAUCCAAAGUCUUGCAUCGGAUGGAGGUUUUGCGGCGACGCUCUCGUCGAAUCAAGCAGCUUUCACAGAUAUAUCGGGACUACUACUGGGCUUUGAUGGAGGAGGUGAAGCUCAAGUACAGAGAUUACUAUUGGGAGUAUGGAAAAAGCCCUUUUGAAGAAGAUAGUGAAGAGAAUAACGUAUCCAACGCAAACCAUGUUGAUUCUGCCCCGGGAACUGGGGAGAACCCAAACUGCAAUACUCUUAUCAGUAACAAUGGUAGCAAUAAGUGCGGGGUAUGUAAUUGCAAGUCGAAAGCCAUGGCUUUGACAAGGUUCUGUCAUAUGCAUAUCCUAUCAGACCCCAGGCAGAAGCUCUACAAGCCUUGCAGUUAUUCGAUCAAAAGUUCUCCAACAGGGCCCAUACUCUGUGGGAAGCCAGUUUUGAGAUCCAUGGUUCCUUGUCUCUGCAGUCCCCAUCUAGAGAAGGCGGACAAAUAUGCAACCCGGGCUUUGAAGAAGGCUGGCCUGAAUAUAUCUUCGACCAGUAAGCUUGCCCCGAAGUUUCAUGUCAUAGUCGCGGAGUAUGUAAACCAAAUUCAGAACAGGAGAAGAGCAUUGAAGGCUGCUUCUGAGAACUCGGAAACCAAGGAGGACAACUGCGCUUGAACGCCUCGAUUACUCCCGGGAACUAGGACUGUAUAUUUCUCCAAAAAAGAAAAAAAAAAAUGGCAGAUACAAGUCAUUCAACACUUGUGCCUUUGAGUUUUUUUUUUUUUUUUUGGUUGGAAAAAUGUGGCUUGGAGUUGAUUGUCUGUGGUGGAGGUAUCAGAUUUCUGUUAUCAAGAAAUUGUAACUAAAUCAGGAAAAUAACAAAGCAAAAAAUUGUAGCGAUGAAGAAUACAAUGGUGAGUAAUGACCAAAUGAAGGAAGGAGUAUGAAUUAAUAUUUGAGGGCA
Ipomoea triloba (trilobed morning glory) is the source of this 1427-nucleotide messenger RNA. RefSeq names its product INO80 complex subunit D-like. Bases 380 to 1138 code for a protein of 252 amino acids. Gene Ontology annotation, cellular component: NSL complex. The transcript is spliced from 3 exons. NCBI's taxonomy places the organism in Eukaryota, Viridiplantae, Streptophyta, Magnoliopsida, Solanales, Convolvulaceae. The record is from RefSeq and is a predicted model, not a curated record.